Molecule: messenger RNA, 4464 nt
Organism: Triticum aestivum (bread wheat)
Lineage: Eukaryota; Viridiplantae; Streptophyta; Magnoliopsida; Poales; Poaceae
Exons: 6
Coding region: 1424-4201 (925 amino acids)
Source: RefSeq, a predicted model, not a curated record
UGCUAUUGUUAGUUGUUCAUGUUGUUCUUACUCUUGCACUGUCUUUGAAAGAUGGCCAAGUUGUUGCCUAGAUGAAUAAUAAGAAUGCAUAUGACAUAACUUGAUAGAGACACUUCAAAUCAUAUCCUCGCCGAUAAGAACCUGUGGCUUCUCCUUGUGAAAGUUUGCAAGCACUUACGAUGAUUGAUAAUGACCAAUUGAACUGUGAAUAUUUUGAGAUGAUUUAGGUCUAUUCCUAAGGGAGGUGGCACGUUCUAUUAUUUCAAGGUGUUUGUUAGACUCGAGACUGCAUUUCAAGGUGUUUGAGAUGACCAAUUAGUAUAACCGUUUUGCUUAUUCUCACUGUCCUGGAUCUUGUGUAAAUCUUAGUCACCCAAAACUGCAUGCCAUUUAGCCUGAAGCUGCAGAAACUGUUCAAUUUUAUCAAACAUAACUGGACUCUCUGAUCUGUAUACAUUAUAAAUGAAGCUAGGUUGGGAUGGUGGUUUAGACAUAUGACUGGUCAGGCAACUUAUUAAUAGGCAAUCUCUUAGUAGUUUGGCAAUCAAAAUAAAUCUUAUUUGAGAUAUGAUUUCUGAUUAUGAAGUACAGCACAUGGAGAUCCCAGUCCAUCCAUUUUUUUAAAGAGCAGACUGGUUUUAUAUCUCAGAAUCCAGCAGCAGCAGUCAUGCACAAUGAUCGCGCCUAUAAACAAACUGGAGCACAAGUUUGAUAUAUCAAUUCCGCAAUAAGAUGCAUGUAAAACUCAUGCAUAGGUUACCGUCUGACCGGGCAAAGAGAUGAUUGAUGGGUUCUUUGCUCCUACAUUCACAAUUGCUCUAGUCUUCUGGACCACUACUGCUCAGACACCUUGUAGGGGGCUCUCCUGAUCUGAACGAUCGGCGGGAAUUUUCACCGGAAGAUGCAACAAGCUAUUAUUCAUUGAGGUGGGCGCGGAAUUAAAAGCACGCUGCGCUGAUCAUGGCUUCCCCUUUACAACCUAGGAGACCCGGUUCCCCUUUAAGCCCCUGCAGAAAGACGCCAUUAGACGCCAAUGCUCCGAGUCUGCUUGCUUAUAUUAGCAAAAUGCCAGUGAUUCGAGGACCAUCUGGGCUGAUUUUUUUUAUGGUGGUGUUUUAACUAUUGCAAACUCCUUUACACUUGUUGGCAGUGCUUUUGAAGGCAGAAAGCUCAAGGCAAUCUCUUGGGAGAUACGGCGGCUCGUCCCUAUAUGCAAAGGUAAGUGCUUGUACAUGCAGAUCUAUGCGGAUGCAGGGUUGCGGACCGGAUACAUGCGGCAUGGACGCGAGAUGGAGCUGGAAGGACCGAAGAGGGCUCCACGGACAAAUGUACAAAGGAUAGCGAGGUCAAUCCCAACCGGCCUUGAUAAGAUCCUAGCCUCGCCAUCGAAGCAGACUGCAGGAUCUCUCUGGCAGUUGUGACCAUGAUGCAGUACCUGGACUUCUCCCAGGCCAGCACCUCCAAGAAGUGGACGGCCAGCAACAGCAAGAGGCAGCCGGGCCAAGGUUUCGAUGCUCCGAGGAACAGCAUGGAGUUCUCCAUGGAGGCGCCCCACAACUACGGCGUCUUCCAAGAGGACGUCCCGUACUCUUGCAACAGCAUGAGGCAGUACCCAAAGUCCUCCUCGGCCCCCAUCAAGAAGCUGAUCCAUGAGGACGCGUCCUUCCGGCAAAAUGAAGGGCACAAGAGAGUGCCCAGCGUCAUCGCCAGGUUGAUGGGCAUGGACUCGCCGCCGAUGAACUCCGAGCUCGCCACCCACGCUGAUGAUGCCAGGCAGGCGAUGAUCGUCGCGAGGCCGGUGCCGACCAAGCAUGUCUCCUUCGCGCAGCAGAAGAAUCCUGCCCGGCAUACGGCGAAACAGGAAAUUUACACCUUCGACGACGCCGGCGACGACGAGAGGGACAUUCUUGCUCAGCUGACCAAGAGGAGUAAUGGCGGUGGUGGUGGUGAUGAGUGGAGCAAGCCGGUGCCGCGGGAGCACCCGCAGGAGGAGGAGCUGCAGAAGUUCAAGAAGGAGUUCGCGGCGUGGCAGGCCAGCAAGGUGUGGGAGCAGUCCAGGGCUCUGGAGCUGGACAGCCGGCACGUUGACGACGGCGACGGUGAUAGGUCCUCGGAGAUCGUGCCGUACAGGUACCACCAGCAGGAUCGCAGAGGGAGAGAUGGCAACAGGCGCGUGCACGACAAUGGCAGUGGCGACGCGCAUUGGAGAAGGAGGGGCAAGGAGGGCGGCGGCGGCGGCCCGUCGAUCUCCGGCAGCCGGACGUUCUCUCUGACGAGCGCGGAUGAUGGUUCUUCCGCGAGGCUGCCGCUCUCGAGAUUCUAUUACGAGGAGGAGGAGAAGCCGCUGUCGCCGACGAGGAUCGUGAUCCUGAAGCCCUGCCCGGAGCUGAGCGCCGACGACGUCGACGAGUCGUCGCUGGGAUCGCCGGAGCUGAUGAAGAACGAGAACAACAUGGAGGCGUUCCUGGAGGAGGUGAAGAUGCGGCUCAAGAUCGAGCUCGAAGGGCACAUGGCCCCCGACGACAGGGCGGCCGACCGGUGGCCCGCCGGCAGCGGCGACGUCCCCGCCGACCCGAAGCAGAUCGCGCGGAACAUCGCCGACCAGAUCAGGGAGAGCGUCACCAAGGAAAUGCACCACCCGGCGCUGCUGCGGUCGGAGUCGACGCGCUCGUACCGGAGCAGCGACGUGCAGAGCCAGAUGGACUACAUCUGCAGAGACGCCAGGAAGCAGCUCUCCGACCGGCUCAGGAACGUGCUCAGGAGGGAGCCGGAGGCCGACCAACCGUCGCCGUUCGGCUCUCACCGGAGACGGCCGGCCGCCUCGACGCCGUCGUCUUCGCCGUGGGACGAAGAGCCGCGGCCGAAGCCGACGAGCCCGAGGCGCGACGUGGCGAGGAAGGGCGACAAGAAGAUCAGGAGCAAGGAGGAGAAGAAGCGCGCGAUCGAGUCAUCCGAAGUCCGGUCCUUCAGACACGGGUGGUACAAGAGCUCCGCUACGGGGGCGGUCGUCGACUCCUCCGAUGAGUCGGCGUCGCCGAGGAACCUGAUGAGGUCGUUCUCGGCGCCGGUGUCCGGGAACUUCGUGAAGUUCCUCUCGGAGGGGGAGCCAAAGGUGCUCGCCGGAGCGCGGGUGCAGCUGAAACACGAGGGACACGGGGACUACUACGGCGGACGGCCGUCACCGGAAGAGGAGAGGGCACCGAAAGGGAGGAAGGACGGGUUCGGCAUCAAGGGUAAGGUGUCCAACCUGCGGCAGAACCUCGGGCUUAGAGCGAAGCUGUUCGGCAAGAAGCUCCACUCCGCCGCCGCCGACGAGUCGUCGUCAUCGUUCUUCCUCGACGACUUCCCGCCGAUGGGCACGCUGGUCACCGCCCCCUCCGUCCUCAUCCACCCCGGCGUCCUGCAGGAGAACUCCACCGAGGUGCCACCGAGCCCGGCGUCGUGGUGCAGCAGCCCGCCUGAUGAAAUGAUGAUCCGCGGAGGUUACCCGAGCCCCGUAUCGCCAUUGGAGGCUUCCUUCGGUGAGCACCGGUCUCCGUUGAAGCCGGCGGCGAGCUCAAGUGCUUCUGAACCAGGAAUUUCAUGGAUGGAGCAAGAUCAAGCUGAAGAAAUCCCACAAGCAAGUUCAGCAGUCCAGGACGAUGAUGACGACGACACGGCCGAGGUGGAUCACCCGACAAAAGCUUUCAUCAGAGCCGUCCUCGUCGUUGCCGGCAUGCACGGCCAGAACUCCGGCGAUCACCUCUCGUUAACCUGCCAACCGAUCAAGCCGAUCCCCAAGUGGGCGUUCGAGCAAGUCACCUCCUCGACACCACCUCCGGAAGCCGUUUCAGACGGCCAUGACGUCGACCACCGCCUCCUCUUCGACCUGAUAAACGAGGCGCUGCCCGGAGCCGCCCGGGGCUCGACGACACUGUGCGUGUUCAGCAAGUGGUACGCGGCGCCGCCGAGAAGAGCGUCCGCGGACAGGAGGCUGCUCGACGGGCUGUGGAGAUCCGUUCAGACGUGGCUGGAACCGCCAGGCGUCGACCGCGACGCCAACUCGGUGGACGGGCUCAUCGGCCGCGACAUGGGCGUGUCCCCCUGGAGCGGCGUGUUCCGCGACGACGUCGACGGGAUCGCCGAGGAGAUGGAGGCGGAGAUCCUGUCGGAGCUGGUCGACGAGACGCUGUGGGACGUGCUGCUCAACGUAGGGGACUGACUGACUGACUGACUGUGUGAUUGAGCUUGGUGUUCAGAGCAUGCAUACUUGUACAGUACAUUUUGGGGUGUGUUUUUCUCUGUUCUUCUUGUGUUCUUUCGGAGUGCUUUUGCCGGAUUUGUGAUGAGAUGUUGGUGAGUGAGUGAACGAGUGAGAGAUGUAACUAAGCUUGUGUGUGUGCGCUUGUGCGUGGAAGGAUACCGAAGAUAUCUGUCCAGAGAAAAUGCACAGGGAGACUGAAGAUGAAGGAUUCUUAUUCAUGC